AAUCCUGAUUAUUUAUGUUUGAUUCAAAGGUUCCGGAAUUUGGAAUCUUGUUCGUGUUAUAGUCUGAACUUAUUGGUAUUUAAAGAAAACGAAAGUAGAUUAAAUGGAAUCGCAAACGAAAGUGAACAUCGCUGGAUUCAUGAAAAAUGCCUAUAUCAGGAACAAAAACAACCGGCUGUAAAGAUCUUUUGAAGCUGAUGAAAGAUGACGAGUUAUUUUCUCUCGCAGAUACCGUGACAAAGAAACAAGUUGAAGUUGCAAGGAGUAAGAAAGAGGCAGUCAAAGCUAUUUUGUCUUUUUCCACUUCUGUUGAGGAACUUCUAAACAGGCAAAAAAUCAACAGGGACAUGCUGUUUAAGUACUUAAUGACUAAAAAGGUGUUUCCUUCUGUCAGUUCAAAAAAAGCAGACCUCAUAAUGGAAGUUCUCAAAUUAUGGGCAAAUGAUGCACAGGUUCAACCGCACUCGCCACAAGCCUCUGCCUUACCAACCCAGUCCUCUAGUCCUCGGUCCACCUCUGGUCAAGCCUUCCCAGCAGUGGAGGUCAAUUCACAGUCAACUCUCACAUCAGUCAGCAGCCCUACCAUCAACUACAUAGUGAGCAACCAGUAUAAUGUAGUCAACGUCAACAGUCCCAGCAAUACUGACCCGGGAGUACAGAAACUGGGAGAGAACUUCGCCCGCUGGUUCUUUGAUGCCCUGAACUCUCAUAACCCUAGUAAGAGUCUGCAUACCAAAGAUUUUGGUCCCCACCAUUUUCUUGAUGAUGCUGAGCUACUUCUUCUGGUGCUUGGACCAAGUGAGACCCGGGACAGGAUUUGUGGUCAGCAGGCCGUGUGCGAUAGAUUUUUGGCUUUUGUGAAAGGUGAGGACUUGCUGUUUAAUCCAAACUGUGACCACGGUGGAAUUAUGGUGGAUACCAACCCCCAUGGUCUGGUAGUGGUGUUGGUUUGUGGAACAGUUCACAGAGGGAAUCAUUGUUUAGGUGUUUUUGAACAAAUGUUUGGACUAAUUAAAGACCCACGCUUUGACAACAAUUGGAAGAUAAAAAUCUCAAAACUGAAGAUGCAUGCUAUGGCAGUGUCACAACUGCCAAGGCUAACAGACAAAUCGCCUGAGGAAAUUCAAGAUUUAGCUGUAGUGUAAUGAUGACAUAUAAAUCAUAAAUGUUUUGUUACUUAUAACGGGUAUUAAUGUCGAUUUUGUUAUUGAAAUUUUUUUUAGUCUAGACGUAAUUUUAUUUGUUUGUGUGUUUGUUUUACAUCCCGUCUAGAAUUUUUCACUCAUAGGCAAUUAUAUCGCUUUGUCUACUUCAUGAAAUGUACAUGUAAGAGGAGUUCUGGGAACCAGCUUUUUCUAUAGGAAAAGUUAGAUUCUGAAACCUUAUUGCACAUCUAUAGGACACCAUCAAUUACCUUCUAAAAGCUGAUUUGUCUAUACACUUCAAUGUGUAAAUUGUAAGAGGAAUUCUGGUAACCAGGGUUUUGUUGUUUUUGUUAUUUUUAAAAAUACGUUGUUCCUUUCACCCCCAUUUGGGCCACAGGGUAAAAAUGUAUAUCUUCUAGACACUAUCACUGUCAUUUUCCAACAGAUGAUUUGGCUACUGCAUAAAUUGUAAGAGGAGUCCUGAGAACAAGAUUUUUAAGUCGACUAGCAUAGCGAGCUACUCCUUGGCAUCGGGCCUGCCCUGCGGAUUGUCCUUUCCACCCGCAUGCGCAGCGAACAUAGUUUGACUAGCAAUGUAUGUUACUUGUUUUGUUUAUAAAUGAAAUUAUUGGCGUGCACAUAAAAUUCUUAAUAAUGUAAUUGGAAAGUCUGCAUCUGAAUACAGUUGGGAGAAGAUGAGACUCUGCGGAUAUGAAAGCAGACACUGCAUGUCUUUCAUUGAGUUCAAGAUUUGUUAAUGUAAUUAUGUAUGAUAUAUUCAAAUUUUAGCCAAAUAAUGGUUAGGAGAAUAGGUACUUCGUAUUACUUGAUAUAUUGCAUUUAAUUUUUCGUGAAAAUAUAUGAUAAGAUGACUCCUAAACUAAUAUUCUAAGAGAAUUAUGACGAAAAUAUAUCUGAAGUUAACUAACGAC
Messenger RNA from Ostrea edulis (European flat oyster), 2077 nucleotides. RefSeq lists its product as uncharacterized. Lineage: Eukaryota; Metazoa; Mollusca; Bivalvia; Ostreida; Ostreidae. The record is from RefSeq and is a predicted model, not a curated record. Bases 147 to 1145 code for a protein of 332 amino acids. The transcript is spliced from 3 exons.